Molecule: messenger RNA, 2012 nt
Organism: Sinocyclocheilus grahami
Lineage: Eukaryota; Metazoa; Chordata; Actinopteri; Cypriniformes; Cyprinidae
Gene: six4a
Product: SIX homeobox 4a
Exons: 3
Coding region: 76-1974 (632 amino acids)
Biological process (GO): regulation of transcription by RNA polymerase II
Cellular component (GO): nucleus; transcription regulator complex
Molecular function (GO): RNA polymerase II cis-regulatory region sequence-specific DNA binding; DNA-binding transcription factor activity, RNA polymerase II-specific
Source: RefSeq, a predicted model, not a curated record
GGUAACCUGAUCAGCUUUGGGCAGAAACGAGGCGGGGUGACGGACUAAAGGAAUCUGAGGUGAAGAAUAAAAACAAUGUCUGUUUCCUGCAGUGAAGUGACAGUGGCAGGCGAGAUCAAAAAGGAAAAUGUGAAGUGCACGGAGCCUCUCGAGAGCUCCACGGACAGUCGUGGGCACGUCAAACUCCUGACUCUGGACACUCCUGUGGCCACAGGGAUGCUCGUCGGGCAGACCUCUCCACCGGAGCACAAGAUGCCCACUAUGGACUCUUUGUCUGCGCACACUUCAUCCGCAGCAACCGCGACCUCUUUGGCUUUUUCACCGGAGCAGGUUGCGUGUGUUUGUGAGGCUCUUCAGCAGGGGGGCAACGUGGAUCGACUCGCCCGGUUUCUGUGGUCUCUCCCGCAGAGCGACUUACUGCGCGGCAACGAAAGUAUCCUCCGCGCUCAGGCGCUGGUGGCCUUCCACCAGGCGCGCUACCAGGAGCUUUACAGCAUCUUGGAGAGCCACAGCUUCAGCCCUUCGUGCCACUCUGCCCUGCAGGACUUAUGGUACAAAGGCCGGUACACGGAGGCGGAGAAGGCCCGCGGUAGACCUCUGGGCGCAGUGGAUAAAUAUCGCCUGCGACGUAAGUUUCCCCUGCCCCGGACCAUCUGGGAUGGAGAGGAGACGGUGUACUGCUUCAAAGAGCGCUCCAGGAAUGCUCUGAAGGACCUCUAUAAGCAGAACCGGUACCCGUCCCCGGCCGAGAAGAGGAAUCUGGCCAAGAUCACAGGACUGUCCCUCACACAGGUCAGCAACUGGUUCAAAAACAGAAGGCAGAGAGACAGAAACCCGUCAGAGGCGCAGUCCAAAAGUGAGUCAGAUGGAAAUCACAGUACGGAGGAUGAGAGCAGUAAAGGUCAGGAGUCUCUGUCCCCGUGUCCGAUGUCGACCUGCAGUGAUGGGACUGUGGGUAAUGCAGUUGUGUCUCUCUGCUCUGGAGCUCUGGAGGCGGGGGUCAUCAUCCAGCAGGUUGGAGACAGCAGGAACUCUGUCUCACCAGCAUCUGUCAUCUUUAACGGAGCCUCAGUCAACACUCCCACCUCUGUUUUCCACAAUGGCACCCCUUCAUUUCUCUCCACCACAGGACACGUCUUUUUCAGUGGCAUGAACUUGGGACUCCAGUCCCUGGCUUGCAGAUCAGCGGCAGAUGUGGAGAUGGAUGGUGCAGGAGAGGAUAAACCGGUAAGGGCAGACCCUGCACUGGUGUACACCUCGUUUCACUGCACUGUGAAUGGGACAGACAUAGAGGUGAAAGCAGAGAAUGUGAGGCAGGAUGUGUCGGUCCAGGACCAGACUACGUCUAUUAGCUCAGCAUUCAAUGUGACUCCAUCUGACAGCUUGCAGCUUGAAGGUUACAACUUGGUUUCUGAAGGCAAUGGGACCUCGCUGCUCAGCAACAAGGUGGUACUUCCUUCGUUGCAACUCUCAUCAUCUUCUUCAACCUCAUCAGGCAUUGUUGAUGGCAGUUCUCCUGCUCCCGCCUCUCUGUGCCACAACCAGGUGGAGGAGCAGGACAGGCUGCAGCUGACCUCUCUUGAGCCCAGCACAGCACUCUACGGCCUGGCUAGUGUACACACACUGUCUGCUGUGAAGAAGGAACCUAUGGAGACUCCUGGUGGAUACAUUUACCACCUGGGUUACAGUCCUGACCCCACCCACAGCUCCCUCAUCUCACUUAACACAACCAUGACAACCACCCAACAAGACUACACCACUCUCACAGUGAACGCACCCUUACUCACCCAAACGGACCUUACUGGUGAGUUCAGAGGUCAUGAUGCCCAGAUGACUUCAAACCUAAAUGGAGACUUCCUCUGUGCGGUUUCAGAGGGAGGGAAGGGCGAGAUGAGAGAAAUGGAGGAUGAAGGGGAAAAACAACUGACAAAACUAAAAACUGUGCAUAUAGAGGAAGAGAUGACUGACCUUUGAAUUUAAGUGGAGAAAGAGGUAAAAGACUUUUUACCAAA